This is a messenger RNA of Colletotrichum truncatum, 1329 nucleotides long. Its product is annotated as chalcone and stilbene synthase domain-containing protein. Gene Ontology annotation, molecular function: acyltransferase activity, transferring groups other than amino-acyl groups. The record is from RefSeq and is a predicted model, not a curated record. NCBI's taxonomy places the organism in Eukaryota, Fungi, Ascomycota, Sordariomycetes, Glomerellales, Glomerellaceae. Gene Ontology annotation, biological process: polyketide biosynthetic process.
AUGGCAGCUCCCAACAGCUUCGGGGACCUUGGUCUCGACAUCAUUGGAGUUGGCACUGAGUACCCGCCUCAUUCUUUGGCGCCCAGCUCGAUUGAUUACCUCAGUGAGAAGUAUUAUCCCGAAUCUCCUGCUAUGAAGAAGGUCCUGUCUAUUAACCGAUUCACCGGCAUCGAGCAACGCUCGUCAAUUGGCACUCCAGAACACCCUAUCGUGAACCAGAAAGAGCCACCAUCUAUAGCAGACCUUCAUAAGGUCUUCAUGAGCGAUGGCGUUCCGCUUGCCGUCAGGGCGUCUCAAAAAGCUAUCCAAGAGGCUCGCAUAGACCUUAGCGAAAUCACCCACGUCGUGUCGACGACCUGCACCGACAGCGCCAACCCGGGUUUCGACCAUUACGUUGUUAGAGAUCUAGGAAUAACACACCAGGUCGAAAAGGUUCUCCUGCAUGGUGUUGGCUGUAGCGGAGGCCUGGCGACCCUCAGAACAGCGGCAAACCUGGCUCUAGGCCACAAGGCUCGAGGGAAGCCUGCCAGGAUACUCUGCAUUGCGCUAGAGGUUAGCACGACCUUGGUGCGCAGUGAACUUGACAGCAUCGACAAGACUCAGGAUACGAGGAUAGGUGUGGCGCUCUUCUCGGAUUGCGCCAGCGCGGUGGUGCUAAGCAACGGUAUCGGAGAGCCGACGCAAUCUGUAUACUCCUUGCUAGGCUGGGAACACAAGGUCAUUCCGGAUACUGAAGAUGAUCUAGGCUUCGACGUCGAUCCUGUUGGUUGGAAGGUGGUUCUCUCACCACGAGUCCCGAAAUUCGCCUCGGCUUCGGUGCCCUCGACUUUCGCAGAGCUUCUUGCCUCGGUCCCUCUCCUGGGGCCAUCUUACGAGAAAGCAGAUGAUUUCGACUGGGCAAUGCAUCCCGGAGGUGCCACCAUUCUAUCAGAGGCCGAGAGAUGUAUGGGCAUCACACCGUACCAUAUGCGGGCGAGCUACGACAGAUACAUAAACCACGGAAACUCGAGUUCGGCAACAAUAUUCAGCGUCAUGGACCGGCUGAGGUCCAAAGAUAUGGAUGCCAUUGCCCCAGACGGCCGGGCGCGUGAUUACGUGGUGGGGUGCGCGUUCGGUCCCGGCAUCACGGUGGAGAUGUGCAUGCUGAAGCGGAAUCUGGGGGCCCGGGGCAUUACGGGACUGGAGACGCCGCCGGAAACAGAGAGCGAGGGUAGCAGAAGCGAAGCUGGGGACGAUGGUGGAGCGCACAUGGAGGGGCAGUCGCCUUCGGGACGGGACGGGGAUAUGUCCUUUGUCGCAGAAGCGCUAGAGGACCUGGACCUAGACUGA